AUGGAUGCUAAUGUUGAACCUUGGAUUUAUCCAUUAUUUUAUCCACAUGGAACACAAGGAUGGACUGAUAAUAUAGCUCAUGUAAAAAGACGUGGACGAGUGACAAGAAGUGAAUACAUGAAGUAUCGUUUAGGCGUUCGAAAUAACAAUGUAUUCUUACAAGGGGGUAGAUUAUUUCAACAGUGGUUAGUUGAUAAUUAUGUCAAAAUAGAGAAAGAUAGAAUAAAUUUUUGUAGAUUUAAUCAAAAAACCUUACGUGCUGAUACUUAUCAAGGAUUUGGAACACAAGGAUGGACUGAUAAUAUAGCUCAUGUAAAAAGACGUGGACGAGUGACAAGAAGUGAAUACAUGAAGUAUCGUUUAGGCGUUCGAAAUAACAAUAUAUUCUUACAAGGGGGUAGAUUAUUUCAACAGUGGUUAGUUGAUAAUUAUGUCAAAAUAGAGAAAGAUAGAAUAAAUUUUUGUAGAUUUAAUCAAAAAACCUUACGUGCUGAUACUUAUCAAGGAUUAAUUGAUCAUUUACAACAAACAGCAACGGAAAGUAAUACACGUGUAGGAAAAAUGGUUAUUUUGCCAUCUACUUUUACUGGUUCUCCUAGAAAUAUGUUACAACAUUAUCAAGACGCUAUGGCUAUCGUUAGAAAAUAUGGUAAACCAGAUUUGUUUAUAACUAUGACAUGCAAUCCAAACUGGAUUGAGAUUCAAGAAAAUCUUUUACCUGGACAAAUUCCUUCUGAUCGUCCAGAUUUAAUAUCACGUGUAUUUAAUAUUAAAAAAAACGCAUUAAUCGAUACUAUUGCUAAAAAGAAAUUAUUUGGUGAUGUAAUGGCUUAUGUAUCUGUUGUUGAAUAUCAAAAACGAGGUUUACCACAUAUUCAUAUCUUAAUUACAUUAAAACAAAAUUGUAAAAUUACUACUCCUGAAGUAGUAGACAAAUUUAUUUUAGCUGAAAUACCAGAAAAUGAUCCUAAAUUACAUGACAUUGUUAUUAAAAACAUGCUACAUGGUCCAUGUGGAGAUUGGUGCAAAGAUGAAAAAGGCAAAUGUAAUAAAAAUUUCCCAAAAAAAUUUGAAGAAGAGACACUUAUGGAUGAAAAUGGAUACCCUACAUAUAAGCGACGAAAUUUAGGAGAUUACUUUCGUACUAAUGGAUGUAAAGUAAAUAAUCAAUACGUUGUUCCCUAUAAUUCAACAUUGUUAAAAAUGUUUAAUUGUCAUAUCAAUGUAGAAGUAGUUUCUAGCAUUAAAUCUGUCAAAUAUGUGUACAAAUAUACAAUAUAUAAAGGACAUAAUGCUGCUACAGUUGUGAUUUCUGAUAGAGGAUCAGAUGAAACAUUAAUAAAUCAUGAUGAAAUUAAUAAUUAUUUAGAAACUCGGUAUGUUGGUCCUGUGGAAGCAUAUGAUAGAAUUCUAGGACGAUCUUUACAAGAAAAAAGUCAUUCUAUUAUUCGAUUACCUGUCCAUUUACCAAAUCAACAGAGUGUUAUAAUUAACGGCAGCGAAAGUAAUGAUUCCAUAAGAGCUGCAUUAGAAAAGCAAACUAUGCUUCUUGAUUACUUUCGAUUGAACGAACGUGAUCCAGAAGCUCGCAAAUUUACGUAUGCUGAAAUACCUUCUCAUUUUGUAUACAAAAAGACAAAUGAAUCAUCUAAUUGUAAUUGGCAAAAACGCAAAACACAAUUUAAUGUAAUUGGACGCAUGUAUUCUGUCAGUCUAACUCAAGUUGAAUUAUUUCAUCUUCGAUUAUUGUUAAUAUCAGUUAAAAGUGCUACAAGUUUUGAAGAUCUUCUAACUGUUAAUGGAAUAAGACAUGACAGUUUUCAAAAUGCAUGUUUAGCCUUGGGUCUUAUUGAAGAUGAUGCUGAAUGGAAUCGUGCAAUGUUAGAAGGAGAAAAUUGGAUGAUGCCUGCACAAUUAAGACGUUUAUUUAUUCGUAUACUAUUAUAUUGUCAACCCAAUAAUCCAAAAGAUCUCUGGGAAAUAUUUAAAGAUUCAAUGUCAGAAGAUUUUCAAAGAAAUAAUGAUAUAUUAAUUUCUUAUAGACACACAAUUUUAGAAUUUAAUAAUAUUCUUUCUAAUGAAAAUUUAGACAUUAGUAAAUUUCCGUUUUUAUCUGAUGUCGUAAAUUAUACAAAUGUAAAUAUUGAUAGUAGCAAUAACUUUAUCAUAGAAAAUCACGAAGAACUGGGUCAAAGUCAAUACUUAAAAUUAAAUUGUCAACAAGAAAGUGUUGUUGAUAUGAUUUUAGAAGCUGUUUUAUUAAACAAACCAUCGUCAUACUUUUAUAUAGAUGGUCCUGGUGGAUCGGCAAUAUUACUUCCUCAUGGAAAGACACUUCAUAAAACAUUUGGAAUGCCAGUACCUUUGUUUUCAGACUCUGUCUCAAAUUUCAAAAGUCAAUCUAAAGAUGCUGAAUACUUGAAGCAAGUUGAUGUUUUUAUCUGGGAUGAAGCACCAAUGGCACCCCGUUAUGCUUUAGAAUUAAUUGAUAGAACUUUGCGUGAUUUUAUGAACGUAGAUUUACCAUUUGGUGGAAAAGUAAUGGUACUUGGUGGAGACUUCAGGCAACUUUUACCUGUAAAAAUUCAUGCUACUCGAAGUGAAAUGGUGAAUUUGUCAAUUAAAUUUAGUUCUCUUUGGAAAAAUUUCUCUUUACAUACACUGACUAAAAAUAUGCGAACUUUAUCAGAAGAAACAGAAUUUGCAAAAUUUCUAUUAUCUGUUGGUGAUGGAAUCUUAAAUGAUAAAAAUAAUAAUUUAUUGCUACCAGAAAAAUGUGUAGCCUCAAAAUCUGAUGAUAUUGUUCGCACAAUUUUUGGUUCAUUGAUUGUAGAACGUAAAUAUGAAAAUUUAUCAAAAGUUGCAAUUUUAGCUGCAAGAAACAUUGACGUUGAAGAAAUCAAUUGCAGAGUUGUAGAACUUCUCGAUAAAAAUACGGAAAAAAUUUAUACUAGCGUCGAUAGCGUUAAAAAUUGUGACAAUGGAGAAAUUAAUGAUGGACUUUUGCCAGAAUACUUAAAUACAUUAAAUCCUCCUAACUUUCCACCAUACGAAUUACGAUUAAGAGUCAAUUGUAUUGUUAUGUUAGUUAGAAAUUUAAGUAUCAAUGAAGGACUGUGUAACGGAACUAGAUUACAAGUGUUAGAGCUUGCGAAUAAUCUUUUACGGUGUAAAAUUUUAACAGGUGAUAAAGCUGGUGAUGUAGUAUUUAUACAUAGAAUAGACUUAUAUUGUGAAAAUUUGUAUCCGUUUACAUUUAAAAGACGCCAAUUUCCAAUAAAAUUAGCAUUUGCAAUGACUAUUAAUAAGAGUCAAGGUCAAACAUUUGAUAUGAUUGGAAUCGAUUUACGAAAAGAUGUAUUUAAUCAUGGACAAUUAUAUGUUGCAUUUUCAAGAGUUCGUUCUUGGGAAUCUCUUAAAAUUUUUCUUGGGAGUCAACGAACAUCUAACAUUGUUAAAAACUAUGUAUAUAAAGAAUUGUAUGUUUAA
Leptopilina heterotoma is the source of this 3489-nucleotide messenger RNA. RefSeq lists its product as uncharacterized. Gene Ontology annotation, molecular function: DNA helicase activity. Gene Ontology annotation, biological process: DNA repair; telomere maintenance. NCBI's taxonomy places the organism in Eukaryota, Metazoa, Arthropoda, Insecta, Hymenoptera, Figitidae. The record is from RefSeq and is a predicted model, not a curated record. Bases 1 to 3489 code for a protein of 1162 amino acids. The transcript is spliced from 2 exons.